Molecule: messenger RNA, 3522 nt
Organism: Zasmidium cellare ATCC 36951
Lineage: Eukaryota; Fungi; Ascomycota; Dothideomycetes; Mycosphaerellales; Mycosphaerellaceae
Exons: 2
Coding region: 1-3522 (1173 amino acids)
Biological process (GO): regulation of transcription by RNA polymerase II
Source: RefSeq, a predicted model, not a curated record
AUGGCCACCUCCGCUGCUUCCCCGCGACGCGCCCACCGCACACCUGCGAGACCGCCGCGCGCACUCGCCUCCAUCGAGCCAGCGACCGAACCACCUCAGAAGAAGCGCAAGUUCCUGCCUGGAGGCCCAGGAGGAGGUGGAAGAUACGUGGACGACGAAGGCAACGAAAUGCCUCGAGAAGCAGUCGCUGCAGCGCAAACGGCUUCCAGAAGUCGGCCCAGGCGCGAGACUGCAGGGAAGCCUAUACCGAAAGAAGGAGAGACCCCCCUAGCGACCCGCUCAGCGAUGCAGACACGACCACGGCGAGAGCGACCUGAGAGAUAUGUGCCUGCGCCUGCGACACCGCGACCCCGAUAUAGCAAUGCUGCUGCCGCGGCUGCUGCUAGCCAGGCCAGUGAUGGAUACAAGCCAAGAGAAGAGCGUAGUUGGGAAGAGUUUCACCCAGAGCUUGACCUCGAUCAAGGACUCAUGGUAUUUCCAGCAGAUGAGGUUGAUGGUAGGACCAGCAAGAACGACCCUAAGUUGCAAAAGCUCACCAUCCAUGGCUUGGAUGGCAAGCCUCUGACAAAUGGAGAUGUGGACAUGAAGGAUGCGUCUACAGAUGGAGUUCCAAGCCAGCCUUUGCCCAGUCCGGUGGUAGCGACGCCCAUGAAGCGCAAACCAGGAAGACCGCCUAGGAGGCCCGAGUCGAUGCUCAGUGGUCUUGGAUCACCGCCUGCUCCACGAAUCAUCCCACUUCCAACCCACAACCCCAAGGAGCGCCUGAAUCUACCCAAGCCAUCGUUUCGACACUACAACCACUUCCUGCAGUAUGAGGAGAGCCAGAAGGAGAACAAAGCAAACUACGUGGAUCGUACUAUGGCUCAUGUAGGAUACCAGGAGAGUGAUCGCUUCGAACUACCUCACAGAGUCUUAAUUCGCCUGUCCGAAGGCCAGCAAGUUGAGGACGAGGCGGAAGUGAGCCUGAGACUGGAGAGCGAUGGCCCUGCAGACCCUGGUCAAGGCCCGCCUGCGAUCGGCAAGGUGGAAUACGACAUGGACGAACAGGAUGUAGCAUGGCUCGAGGACAUCAACGAACAGCGCAAAGCCGAGAACGCGGAAGGAAUUAAGCCAGCAAUCUUCGAAAUCACCAUGACGCAGAUCGAGAAGGAGUUCCAUGCCCUGGAAAAGCGGAUACCGAAGCCUCAACCUCGACAUGCUCAAACACACAGACCACGAUCCAGCUCACAGGCUGCCGUCAAUGGAGAUCCCAAUCCGCCGGGCGAAGAGCCAGAUAGCAAAUGCUCAAUCUGCGACGACGGAGAUUGCGAGAACGCGAACGCCAUCAUCUUCUGCGACGGCUGUGAUCUGGCGGUACACCAAGAAUGUUACGGUGUACCAUUCAUUCCCGAGGGUCAAUGGUUCUGCAGAAAGUGCAAAGAGAUUGGGCGAGGUACCCCGACCUGCAUCUUCUGCCCGAACGUGGAUGGCGCAUUCAAGCAGACAAACACUCUACGAUGGAGCCACUUGCUCUGCGCAAUCUGGAUCCCAGAGGUCACAAUCGCAAACAUGACCUUCAUGGAACCAAUUCAAGACGUGGACAAAGUUCCAAAGAAUCGAUGGGCCCUUCGUUGCUAUAUUUGCCACCAAAACAUGGGUGCCUGCAUUCAGUGUGGUAACAAGAACUGCUAUCAAGCAUUCCACGCCACCUGCGCCCGUCGCGCGAAGCUGUUUCUGAAGAUGAAGUCUCAGAAUCAGGGCGGUAUCGACACAAGUGCUUUGAAGGCGUUCUGUGACAAGCACGUCUCGCAGGAGUGGCGCCGCACGCAUAGUACGGACCAAGCAACCGCGGACGCCAAGCAGUGGUACAGACAUACUUUCAAGGGCCGAACUUGGGCUGAGAACCAGCGCAUCGCUCUCGAACUGGGCGCACCGCCACCCCCAGAUGGCGGUAUGGGUGAAGGCAUAGCAGCAGACGAUACUAUUGCCGUCACUAAGAAGCGGAAGAAUCAGCCGACCAAGCUGAGCUGGAGGCUACCAUCGGGAGCCCCAGUCAUCCCUUCUGUCGUCUACGCCUCGGUCGAAGCAAGCCUUGCACGAUUCAAUGUCCGUAAGCGGAAAGAAUUCGUUGAGAAGGCUUGCAAGUACUGGACGCUCAAGCGUGAGGCUCGACGUGGAGCUUCGCUGCUGAAACGGCUUCAGUUGCAGUUGGAGAGCUUCUCUAGCAUGGAAGUCACCCGCCGCAACUUUGCUGGCAUGGGCGCCGCUGGCGGACCACGACUGCAGAGACGCAUCGACUUUGCUGAGAUGUUGCAAACUGACAUGGGCUACCUGAAGGAGCUCACUGCUCAGACGCGGCAGCGUGAAGAGCUUCGCUUGAAGGAGGCGGAGCUGCUGAGAGAGUUGGUCGACACUGUCUAUUUCCCCAUCCCGCCGCUGCUUUGGCCCAUCUUGCGGCGUGCGCAGAAGCUUGACGAGAAGACCCGCAUCUUCAGCGCCGGCUUUGAGCAGAUGGAACUUCGACUCAGCGAACGCUAUUACACUUCAGUUGCCGACUUCUCACGCGAUUUCUCGCGUGCCGUCGCCCAAGUGCUGGCUCCUCGUGACAAUAUUGAGGCCUUCUCCGAUGCCGACAUCGAAGCUAUACACAGCCAGCUCAACCAGGUCGCGCCGGGUACGGCAGAACACCUAGCUCUGACCCAAGAGCAGAAAGACCUCAAACGACUUGCUAAGCGCAUCGUCAAGCCUGUCAGAGAGAUGCUGGAAGCAGCGACGAGAAAGGAGGCUGAACUUCGAGGGAGGGAGCUGGAAGAGGAGAUCCGCAAGCUGGAUUCGAUGGGAAUCUUCGCUUCAUCCGUCACCAAAUCCCUGGAAAUGGAUGUAGAUGACGAGGUCGAAGCAACCACCAAGCGCCGAUCAGGCUCAGAUGCCUCUGCCGUAGCAGGUGCGUCUCCAGAUGCUCCAGACACAGAAAUGCCGGAUGCUGACGACCACACGGAUGAAGCGGGUCUUCAACUGAACGGCGCAGGCAAAGAUGACACGAUUUCCAUACCGAACAACAAGCACACACCAGCGUCGAAAGCAGCCAGCUAUGCAUCGUCAAUCCCAGAUCACUCAAUCAGAACGAGAAGCGACAAGCCUGCAGAGCCACUUUCGCCUCCAAUCUCAAGAUCCUCAUCAGCACCCAACGGCCAAGCUGGCUCCACCAGCGGCGAUUCGGCCACCAACGCUUCGACCGACCACGACGUCUUCGCACACGGUGGUGUUCCCUGGUACCUCGAGCCCUUCGACCCCAUGGGCACGACAAUUCACGAGGAACGCUACACCGGCCGUGCCGUGCUGCGGGAUAUGUCAGAGGAGCUCUCAGACAUGGAUGAGGACACGCUUACGGAGCUUGCCGUCAACGGUGCUGAAGCCACUCCGAAUGGCAAGACUGCAGCGGGUGCUUCGAAUGGUGAUGCGACGUCGUCAGCGGCGCCGGCUAGCAGUAAGAAGGCUGCGGCGAAGAAGAAGCGAGGCAGGAGGCAGCAUUGGUCGAGAUGA